AUGAUGAUGGUUCCACGACGCAGUAAAAGUCAAGAAACGCUCACCACGCUAAUCAAUAGUACCCACGAGACUGCCGCCUCGCGGACAAGCGCCGAUGCCUCGUUCGAUCAAGCGUCACUAGUAUCAUCACAAGAUACGCUAAUCCAACCGACAACCAAGAUAUUCAACCAUCCCAUCUCGCAGUUCCACAACUAUAAAAAAUUACCACUAACUUCAUGCUAUCUACGCCCGGGAAUAACGCUAUAUUCCCCCGAAAAUCAUCCGCAACAACAGCCCUUGUUAACGCGAGAUCCCAAGCUCUUUUCCAACUUGUUCAACUUUACCUCGCCAUUCCUCGCCAUUGAGACCCCCACCAAGCAGCAAUACUGCCGCUGCGACUUUAAAAUCUAUUCCAACCACAUCACGUACUACAUUCUCAACUUCCCCACCACCAAACAAGUCUUGUAUUUAAUCAACAACAAUAGCCAUUAUCCGAGUGUAGAUUUCGCGAUUCACGGCACGCACAUGCGGAUAACCCAAGGGGUAUCGGGCACGUCGACUGCGUUCGCUUCCAAGUCCGGCGUCAUUGAGAUCCACGUGAUGCGCAACGCAGCGGGGAUGUUGACGGAGGGAAUGGUGGUUGAUGACGCCAAGAGGAAAGUCAAGCUUGAUUGUGAGUUGGCGCGGUUGAUCCAGCUGCAGAACAGGCGCGGCAUUGAUGAAGUGAUGAGGCGCGCGCGGGAUAAUGCGGUUGUGAGUGAGCCGCUUGCUGCGUUUGUCGAUCAUGGCGAUAUUAAGGUGAAAGGUGAUGGGGGAAGUUUCGUUGACCAUGGGGUGAUUAAAUUGUGGGAUUAUUUGCUGCUGCUGCCAAAUGAGCCAGAGGGGUUAGAGGGGCACGCUUCAGUGAGCGAGGAGAUGAUGAUGAUUUGCUGUGUCUUGUUGGUGUUGCGGGAGCAAGAGAGCAGGAAGCAUAAAGGCGAUAAGAAAACCGGGGGCUGCCAUGGGUUGUAG
Messenger RNA from Lodderomyces beijingensis, 990 nucleotides. The record is from the annotation of a GenBank genome assembly. Lineage: Eukaryota; Fungi; Ascomycota; Pichiomycetes; Serinales; Debaryomycetaceae.